Molecule: messenger RNA, 2404 nt
Organism: Darwinula stevensoni
Lineage: Eukaryota; Metazoa; Arthropoda; Ostracoda; Podocopida; Darwinulidae
Source: the annotation of a GenBank genome assembly
UUAUUACGGCGGACGAAGUACAUUCAAUAUGAAAGGAAAUCGGGCAGUGAAGCACCUCAUGGAUGGAAUUUUUGGGAAAGUGACCUUCAACGAAAUAACCAUUUCGGAAACCAGCUUGGUCAGCGUGGAUCCCACGGUAUUGCUUUCAUUGAAGAAUAGCCUUGAAACCCUCAUCAUCAACAAUUCCGCCCUGGAAGAAUUCCCAUUUCAAGUCAUUCCUGAAAUGACCAGUCUAUCGAAGUUGGAACUCUCCUACAACGCCUUGAAAUCUGUGCCAGCCCUCAGAAGCUCCAGUCUGCAGAUUGUGCAACUUUCGCACAAUCGCAUAAAAACACUUGUGCCAGAUUGGCUCAUGCCCAACUUGAAGAAAUUGAAUAUCAGUAACAAUCCCAUUUCGAAGAUUCCUCCAGGAUUGUUCGAGCGCUCAAGUGGUUUGAUGUAUUUUGACGCAUCUCAUUGCCAUCUAGGACCAACAUUGUCAAACGGAUCAUUGAUGUUCCGCACCGAGGUCUUGUCUGAGGUUUCCCUUCGAUAUAAUGGCAUCGUGAGACUGGAACCAGGUGCCAUUUCAGGCGUCGCAAGACAUACAUUGGUCGACCUUAGUGGCAACAACAUCACGGGAUUGACUGAAGACUCCUUCCGGCCCAUGCUUCAAUUUCUUUCUCAGCAGAAAUCUGGGAUCAUCAUCUCCUUAAGAGAUCCCAUCCAGUGCGAUCUACGGCUUGCUCACAGUCCCCACUCUUUGCAUGCUCAGGAAGGACUCCAACGUGUGGAUUGCAGUAAGUCUUGGCCUUGCUAUGAAGAUGAUGCCGGUUCAAACUGCUCAUGCUUAUUUGAAGAACCCAAUCAACUGGUCGUGGAUUGCUCGCAAUCGAAGAAUGACAUGAAGAUCUCUAAACUCAAUGAAUCCUUGGAGACCAUGGCUACACUCAAAUCUCAAUCCCAUGCUGUUUCCCACGCGGACGAAGAUGGACAAACACACUCCACCACGGAAGGACACUUGGCAACGGACCAGGACCAAAAAAAGAUGUCCACGGCUAACGCCAAGAAAAUAUACAUUCGGGACACAGUCCUUAUCACUAUGGAUGCCAUGAAACUGAUUUAUUUGCGGGAUCAACUCGAACAGGUCGCAAUCAUCAACACCCACCUGGAAGAAUUUCCUUUUUAUGUACUUCCUAAUAUGUCCCAGCUGGAAGAGCUUCAACUUUCAUCGAAUGCCUUGAAGUCCGUGCCAACACUCAAAAGUUCAAGCCUGAAGAAGUUAAUUCUCACGAACAAUGAAAUAACGACACUGCAACCCCUUUGGUCCUUGCCCAACUUGGAAACACUUGACAUCAGUGGCAAUCCCCUCUCGACAUUACCUCCUCAAUUGGUCAAUGGCAUGGACAACUUGUUGUCGUUUUCUGCGUCGCACUGCAAUUUGGGGCCGAUUUUGUCCAGCGGAUCCUUGGCGUUCCACAGCCGAUCCUUGCAAUUGGUUUCCCUUGAAGACAAUAAAAUCGUGAGAGUGGAACCAGGAGCCAUCACAGGUCUCCGAGUUGAUACGAAGUUAUUUCUUCUGCGGAACAAUAUGACAUCAUUGACAGAAGACUCUUUCCGACCCAUGGUGGAGGUCGCCUCAUUGGGCCAUGGCGGAAUCUUCGUAAAUGAGAACCCUCUGAAGUGCGACAUGAGCAUGGGCUGGCUAGUUCUUUGUCCCGACGUCAAGCAGAUCCUGCAGAGAGUGCCAUACUUUGAAUGCGUGGAUGGAACUUCUUUGCUGGACCUCUUCCUCGUUCGAUUCCUUCAACUUGUCCUUCCGUUCCAAUGGGUGGACACUCUGGGUUGAGAUUCCUACACCUUCAUGAUUGGUGUUGAGGUGAUCCCUACCUCUGGCCACAUUCUUACUCCCUUUAGGAAAUCUUCAAAUUAGAUAUUCGUACUGUUGUACAUAACAUGAGAUCCUUUCAAGCCCCCCCGCAAGAGAGUCAACAUUUGGACAACAUUCAUUAGGUCCAUUAAGGAAUACGCUGCCUCAGUGUGACACUCCCCUUUCACUACCUCCGAUACGAAAGCAAUUGGAAGAGCCAAAGGUAUAUCAUUUAAAGUAAUAUAUUGUAUAUCUUAUUCAAAUUAUUCGGCCUACCUUGUAAAGUUGGGACUCAGAAUGUUGCGCGAACGAUGAGAUUACGUAGUCAAAGGAUUUGCUUCUCAAGCCGCUGCCAAAAAAUAUUUUUACCCUUACGGCAAUUCCCUUAGAGUCACCUCCGGAAAUGGCUCUCCAUUCGUGAAAUUCAGCAGAACACCAAUGAAUUCUUUAUAUUCUCCAUCCCGGCCAUGACGAGAUUGAUGAACAUUGAAACCCUCGACUAAUAUAUGUUCAUUUUACCCAAUUCUUCUAUCGUCUUGUGACGCUGAAGCCUCC